AUGUGCCACCACCACGACGAAGUCAAAGCCAACGGCUGGACCAGCACCCCAGCCGACGCCGGCGCGAUCUUCAAAGACCAAUCCUUCCUCCAAAAGGCCGAACCCAUCCCACUAGACACAAUACAAUUCCCCGCCGACGACCCCAUCGUCGCAAAGACAAUGGAGUACGCGCGCGCGGUCCUGCACCCGGAGACCUUCAACCACUCCAUGCGAGUCUACUACUACGGAAUGGUGAUCACUCACCAGCAAUUCCCCUCGCACGCCGCGACCCUGAACCCUGUAACCUGGGCCCUGACCUGCCUGCUGCACGACCUGGGCACCGCAACAGAGAACCUCACCACUACGCGCAUGUCCUUCGACAUCUACGGCGGCAUCAAAGCUCUUACCGUCUUGCAGAACUUCGGCGCGACCGCCGACCAGGCCGAGGCCGCCGCGGAGGCCAUCAUCCGCCACGAGGACAUGGGCGUCGACGGCACGAUCACCUUCAUCGGGCAGCUGAUCCAGCUGGCGACGACCUAUGAUAACACGGGGUAUCAUCCCCAUGUGUCCGGGUUUGAGGGGUUGGUGCAUGCGGCCACACGGGCGCAGAUCAACGAGGCGUAUCCCCGGUUGAAGUGGUGCAGUUUCUUUGCCGGGGUGAUUCGGAAGGAGGAGGCCGUCAAGCCGUGGUGUCAUUCGACGCAUUUGGUAGGGUUUGACCGUGAGAUUGAGGCGAAUGAGUUGAUGGCAAGGUGGGAGUGA
Messenger RNA from Aspergillus brunneoviolaceus CBS 621.78, 741 nucleotides. Its product is annotated as cyanamide hydratase. The coding region runs from base 1 to 741 and encodes 246 amino acids. The record is from RefSeq and is a predicted model, not a curated record. The transcript has 2 exons. Lineage: Eukaryota; Fungi; Ascomycota; Eurotiomycetes; Eurotiales; Aspergillaceae.